This is a messenger RNA of Opisthorchis viverrini, 2077 nucleotides long. RefSeq lists its product as hypothetical. The record is from RefSeq and is a predicted model, not a curated record. The transcript has 6 exons. Bases 178 to 1443 code for a protein of 421 amino acids. Gene Ontology annotation, molecular function: pyrimidine nucleotide transmembrane transporter activity. Gene Ontology annotation, biological process: pyrimidine nucleotide import into mitochondrion. NCBI's taxonomy places the organism in Eukaryota, Metazoa, Platyhelminthes, Trematoda, Opisthorchiida, Opisthorchiidae. Gene Ontology annotation, cellular component: mitochondrion.
UGACUGUUGACCUUGACUCUAGGCGGUCUGCGAUCUUAUCACGCGGUUCCGUUGCUUUGACUGCCUGGGCUGGAUUUUCGUUGUUUCAGCAUCUUUUUCCACCUCAGAGAGUGCACGCUUGAAUAAAUUUGAACCUGCAUCAUCCAGAGAGUUCUGAGCCAUCCAUUGGAUGGGCCAAUGUUAGAUGAGACAGCCGUGCACAUCCUCGGGGGCGGCAUCGGUGGCACUGUUGGCGCGAUUCUCACCUGUCCUUUAGAAGUCGUCAAAGUCCGUCUGCAAUCAUCCAGAGGGUCAAUCCUCUGUAGUGCCUCUGAAAAUGUGAAUACUGCCACAGUUACACCGGUGAUCACGGCGACUACCAAUCGCCAUAGCACACGCAUUGUGCGCCGAAUUCUGUCCACAGUCUCUCUUCAUAACCGUAAUGAUCUUGUCGCAGAACGACAGGAACACCCAUCUCCAUCCAGUACCAGCUGCAACAAAUCCAAAAUCAGACAUUCCUCUGCAAACGAAUCCUACCACUUAAGCUCGGCGAGUUUCUCCAAUGCUGUUCAGAAGCAACAAUCCUCUUCCAGGACUGGCUUUCGCCGUUCAAUUUUGAUCCGGUGUCUCGCUGAUAUUUCCCGAACCGAGGGCGUUCGAGCCCUCUUCAAAGGCCUGCUACCUACCCUUGUUGGAGUACUCCCAUCCCGCGGAAUUUAUUUUUGUGCCUACCACAAAGGUCAGGUGCUUUUCGAAAGCCGUUUUUCCGACGGUUCUUCUGGAGUCUUUCUAUGUGCAGCCGGAUUUGGAAGUAUUACAGCAUCCUCAUUGACCAACCCUAUAUGGUAUGUGAAGACUCGGCUACAGCUCGACUCUCGACCCGGUUUGACCCCGAUCACUGUGGGACAAGUAAUUCGAAACACUUGGCAGCAAGAAGGAAUUCGUGGUUUCUACCGAGGAGUCAGCGCAUCCUAUGUUGGUUCCUUGGAGACGGCCCUGAAUUUUGUCAUCUAUGAAAACGUAAAGUCUGAAUUGCUGUGGUGGGAUUUGCAACGUCGGACACAACAGCAGCGACAGCAACAUCCACAUUUCUCUCUGGCCAGCACAUCUACCUACACAACUGGAACGUCGCGUGAUCUGCGCGGCUCGCGUGGUGGAAGCAAAUUGAAUGCCUCCAGUGAUAUGCUUCUUUGCAUGAUGGCCAGUGCGUUUUCCAAAGCUGUUGCAAUCACUGUCCUCUAUCCACAUGAGGUUGUGCGAACUCGCUUGCGCGAAGCGAACGGACGGUACCGCGGUUUCUUUCGUACGCUACGUCGAGUUUAUGUUGAGGAGGGCUAUUCCGGACUGUAUCGUGGCAUGGGAACUCACUAUAUCCGACAAGUACCCAACUCUUGUAUUAUGAUCGGAACCUACGAAAUGGUUGUCUUUCUCCUUCAGUCCUGGGGUCUGACAAAGAUCCCCUGAAUAGAUUUCAACGUUGACUCUGUAGUCCACCUUUGUUUCCUUGAAAUCCCUUCGGGUUCCGUUCAGCUGAACUGUACGCCCAGCUCUUACUUGAUCUUCGUCAUCUCACACACUACAGAGAGGACCAGUUGGCUUUUGUACUCCCUGCUUCAUUCGCACACACACACAGAGAGGACCAGUUAGCUUUUGUACAGUACUCCCUGCUUCAUUCUAUUCCACAGAUUCCCUCCCAGAGGUACAGUAAACUGACGGUUACUGCACACCUAUCCAUUUCCGUAAGCCUUCUCUAAUUUUUGUUCGCAGUCGACUGCCUUCAUUGUGAAUACUACUCAUGUUGUCCCGCUGCUUUUCUAUCUAGUCUGUCUAUCAGUGUAAAUGUGGCUACAAUUUUCGUCAGUCGAUGUCAUCUCUGUCUUCUCGAGACUAUUACUUUGCUACGGUCAUGCUUUUUCAGUCCAUUCUGUCACACUUGCACGCAAGUUGGCAUAGUCUCACCUAUCCGUCUGUUCCUUCUGUCUUUUCGAAAUUUCAACCCAUAUCUUCCUAACCAGAGGGGGAGAGUUCCAUUGUUUUAUUGAAACCUGUGAUUUUGUUUGUCAUGCCCCGCUCGCCUUUACGGAAUAAAAAACUGCAC